Messenger RNA from Oncorhynchus kisutch (coho salmon), 785 nucleotides. Its product is annotated as nuclear respiratory factor 1-like. Gene Ontology annotation, biological process: regulation of transcription by RNA polymerase II. The record is from RefSeq and is a predicted model, not a curated record. Bases 159 to 785 code for a protein of 208 amino acids. The transcript has 6 exons. NCBI's taxonomy places the organism in Eukaryota, Metazoa, Chordata, Actinopteri, Salmoniformes, Salmonidae. Gene Ontology annotation, molecular function: DNA-binding transcription factor activity.
UGGUAGAUCAGCGGGACCGCCGAGCUUCAGCUUCGGUGUGUUUUCGGGCUGGCUGUUCUUUGUCCUCCAUUAGAGCUCGGAUUCCCAGGCCCAUCGUACGGCGCAGGCCCGAAGUAGCGCAGCCGCUCUGAGUUCGUGUUUGAGGCUAGCACCACGCCAUGGAGGACCACAGCGUUCACCAGACUGAACACAUGACCACCAUCGAGGAGCACGCCGUGCAGCAGGUACAUGUAGCCACGUACACAGAUCACAGCAUGCUGAGCGCCGACGAGGACUCUCCCUCAUCCCCUGACGACGACGCCUAUGAUGACUCAGACAUCCUUCACUCGGCCGGCAAUGACGAGAUGACCGCGCACCUGGCAGCUGCAGGCCCAGUAGGUAUGGCUGCAGCUGCUGCCGUAGCAACAGGCAAGAAACGCAAGAGGCCCCACAUCUUCGAGUCCAACCCGUCCAUCCGCAAGAGACAACAGACACGCCUUCUGAGGAAACUGCGAGCCACCCUGGAUGAGUACACCACCAGAGUUGGCCAACAGGCCAUAGUUCUGUGCAUCUCUCCCUCCAAGCCCAACGCUUUGUUCAAGGUGUUUGGUGCUGCGCCGCUGGAGAAUGUGGUGAGGAAGUACAAGGGCAUGAUCCUGGAGGACCUGGAGAAUGCCCUGGCCGAGCACGCACCCCCUGGGGGGGAACUAACCUCCGAGCUGCCCCCCCUCACCAUUGACGGCAUCCCUGUCUCUGUGGACAAGAUGACACAGGCCCAGCUGCGAGCGUUCAUCCCGAGAUGUUGA